CGGGGUGCCAUGGAGGAGCCGCCACAGCCGCCCGCCUGAUCCCCGAGGCCGCCGGCACCGAGACAAAGCGCGGGGCUGCGGCCGCGCCCGCCCGGCCGAGCCAUGGUGGAGCCGCCGGCCGAGCCUCCCCCGCAGCCCUGCCCGGCGCCCGGGGGGGCGGUGGGGGGAGAGCCGGCCCGUCCCGGAGAGCAGUCGCCGCUGCUGCACCUGGAUCUGUACAACUUCGACUGCGCGGCGGCGGAGGGCAGCCGGUACGUGCUGACCAGCCCGCGGUCGCUGGAGGCCUGCGCCCGCUGCGCCGUGCGACCCGUGGAGCUGCUGCCGCGGGCGCUGGGGGACCUGCUGCGGGAGGCGCCCGGGCGCUCCAUGCGGGUGGCCGCCGGCCUCUACGAGGCCUACGAACGGGAGCGCCGCCGCAAGCUGCAGCAGUGUCGGGAGGAGCGGGAGAGGAUUAUCCGGGAGGAGAAGAGGCGGAUCCUCGCGCCCCUCGGCAGCCUGCCUCCCUCGCCCGCCGCCCGCGUCGCCUCCCGCGCUGCUGCCGCCGCCGCUGCUGCCGGCGGGCCCCGGACCCAUGGCGGGGGCAAGGCCAGGGCGUCGAGGGGUGCCAAGGGCAAGAGCCACUCCCUGGACUCGCUGCAGAAGCGUCGUGAGGGCAGCUGGGGCAAGACCUCCUCGGAGUCGGGGGCCUCGUCCUCCUACAGCGGGGAGAGCUUGCGGGAACGGGGGGGCAAGGUGGGUGGCCGGGGCCGGGGGGCAGCUGCUGCCAAUGGGUCCUUUCUGGGGCGCAGCUUCAGCCUGGGUGACCUCAGCCACUCACCACAGACUGCCCAGAGGGUCGAGAGGAUCGUCAGGGAGGUGAAGAGGAAGAAGGGCCUCUCGGAGGUACCUGAGAGGGACAAGAAGAUUGCGGCACUGAUGAUUGCCAAGCACCAGGAGGCCAACAUCCUGCGGGAGCAGCGGCAGGUGGCCCAUCUUCAGUGGGACAGCCAGCGGCGCCUGGCUGAGCAGCGUAAGGAGCAGGAGGAGAAGGAGAAGCAGAGGGCCCUCCUGCAGGGUCAGCGGAUGUGGGAGAGCCAGGUGGAGAAGCGUCGUGGGAGGCUGAACCAGGAGCAGGAGGAAGCUGCCCUGAUGAAGCAGAGACAGCGCCUCAUGUGUGAGGAGAGGUGGCGAGAGCAAGCGGAGAAGCAGGAGCGGCUGCGGAGGGAGAGGCUGGAGAGGGCCAUCCAGGAGGACAAGCAGAAGAAGCUCCAUCAAGAGCUCAACCUGAAGGCAAAGGAGGAGGUCAAGAAGGAGCACCAGGAGCGAGAGGAGCAGCUCCUGCAAGAGAAGCUGUCCAUGGCUGCACAGAAGAGGCUGAAGAAGGAGGUGCAGCUGCAGAAGGAGAAGAGACUGUUUAACCAAGCAGAGAAGCUGAAGCACGAGGCCUUGCUCAAGGAAUUGGCCAAGCAAGAGGCAGAAGAGAAGGAAAUGCUGAAGGCCUCCCUGAAGAUGAGUUUGACAAAGGCUCAGGAGAACUAUGAGCAGCUAGUGGAGAAGAGAAACCAGGAGCUGAGGGAGAAGGCCAGGCGUGAGGACAUGCAGAUCCAGAGAGCUAAACUGGCAGCAGAGAAGAAGGAAAGAGAGCAGAAGGAGCACUUGGAGGCACUGGCUAGAGAAACAGAGAGAAAGCUCCAGCAUGCUGCCCAGGUGGCCGAAGAGGCUGUUCAAGAGAAAGCCCGCAAGGUGGUCUUGAGUCGUCUGGAGAAGGAAAAAGUGCAGAAGAUGAACAAGCAAAAGGUGGAACAGUAUGAAGACUUACGGCGCAGGGAAAUCCUCCUCUCUAUAGAGAAGAAGCUGGAGAGAAGCGAGCAGAUCUUCAAGGAGAAGAAGACUGUCUUAGAAAAUGCCAGGUCUGUCGCUCGGGCGUCCUUCCACGUCCGGGAAAAAGUACGGGAGGAAACAAACAUGCGCACCUUUGACAAGAUGGCCUUUGAAGCAGAACUGCAUGCUCACCUUAACAAGAAAUGAAAGAUCUUGUCAUGGAUAAGUGGGGAUGCACCACCGGUUGUCCAUCAUAAUGCAUAGAAAGCUCCUCCACAUGAACAUUUGAAAAACAACAACAACUAACAUCCACCCUAAUUUCUUAUUCUGGAGGAGCAGGGUACCGCACAAAAAUGUGGCAGCUAUUUCACAUACUGUUUUAAAUACAUUUUUUGUUCUGGGUGUGUUUUAAGGACUGACCUCAGUCAUCUUUCCAGAGGGGAAGCAAGUUUUUGUGCCCUCCACCCCACGAGCACACACAUUUUUUCAGAGAGGGCUGCAGAAGAAGUCUGCUUGAAGCCUGUGAGUACUGAUGGGUUGUUUACAGCAGAGAUGACUACAGCUGGUCUCUUCAGUUUGCAAUGCAGACAACAGAGCCUACUGAGUAAGAACCAAAACCAUCUGAGCUGAUUCUGCCUUGAGUGACAGUUUGGUUUAAGUUAUGGGACUGCAUUUUCCAAGCUGCUGCACUCCCAUGCUGAAGAUGACGAAGGCUGGAGUACAGAAUUCCAUAUGCCCUGCGUGCCCCUUGUCUGCUGCUGGUACCAAGUUAGAGAAAGCACAGAUCAAGGCCAUGUAAGUAGACAUUAUGAUCAGAGCUGGGCAGAGCCUGUUAGUGCUCACAGACAGUUUCGCUUUUGCUGUUUGUAACUGUUGCCCCUCCCAACUAUCCUCAGCUCUCCUCUUCCUUUUCAAGUUUCUCUUGGAAACAUCUGUAGAAUUUCUUCUUUUCUUUUGGAAGAGGGGGAAAAGGAGAGAAAUCUGUGGGCAAGUCACAAACUGAUGGGCAACUCACACAGCACAAUUGUUCAUUGUAGUGUAAAAAUGAGUGAACCUGUGGAAUCUGGACUUUGGGGAAAUGUGAGGGUCAAUUGUAAAUGGAACUCUGCAAGCAGAUUGCAUAGAAAAAUCACCCUUGGGAAUUCUUAAAAUUCAAGGGGACUCUCAGCUCCUCAGCCAACUGGGCCUGCCGUGAGCACAAGGUUGGACCAGAUGUCCUCUAGAGUCCCAUUCCAAUGUAUUGGUUCUAUGAGCUGCAUACAAUGAGACUUUCACCCAGCUCUUAUCAUUGUCUACUGAACAGAGGAGCAUUUCUCUGUCCACUGGUGCUAACAGUUGUCUUCUCAUAUAGGGCACAAGAAAGAGUAGAUGCAGAAAAUGAGGUACAUUACAGAUUCUUUUAGAUGAGGAUCAUGUCUUUUUUAUAACUCAUAAUACUGUUUUGAGGAACUGAGUCCUUCUGCCAUUAAAUGCACUGGAAAUGUGAAAAGCCUACCUAUACCCUGUGCAGAGUGUUCAAGUAAGACAGUGUUUCAAGCUGCAGGUUUCCACAUUUACUCUGUUGGGUUGGAGUUACAAGCACAAAUUCAAAGCAGGCACUUUCUGCUGGUUUUUUUCUGGCUCCUGGCAGCAUCAGCUCUAUGUUCUACCAUCCGUGACGCCGUGCUGGGUUGCUCUGGUGAUGGCAGCCAGACCUGGAGGAGAAGCAGCAAGAAAAGACAGGAUCUUACAUACCGUACAGUGGAAGAGAAAACCAGGAGAAGGUUGACAUGUGGAACAGACAUGCAGUCCCGCAUGCAUGGAUUGCUUACCAGAAUUUCCCAGAAGGUGACAGCAGGUCAAAACCCUCUUAGAAGACUUUAAGGAUGGUGUUAAAUGAACAGCAACAACAACAAUAGACCAAGCACACCCUGGUGCCCUGCAAGGCUGGAGACAUUAUACAAACAGUGUUGAAAACUGGAGCAAGUAGGGAUUUAUUUUUCUUUAGUUUAAUCAAGCUUGUUCUUCUUUGAAUCAUGGUGUUAAUUGGAGGUGUUAAGGGCAGGCAGCAUGAAAGUAGGAAUUAGGGCACCUGAGUGAUGUUUGCUUUGUCAGCCAUUGGCUCAUUGUGUAACACCAGGCAAGUCCUCAGGGGCUGGGACUUGCAGGAAAUAGUAACACUUGGCUUGGAAAAGCACUUCAAAAACUUUGGACAACUGAUGCUAACAAAGCGCAAAGAUUUAUUUAUUUAUUUAUUUAGCUAUUUAUUUAUUUAUUUGAGUGGUUCCUAAAGUAAAACAUCCCUUGGUGAAAAGCACUGAUUAACACCAAAAUCUGGUAGCUGUGGAAAGGACAGCUGCAUUACUGUUCCCAGCAAGGAGUCUGUCCCCUCAUCCUCAAAGCAGCAGUUUGAACAGUGAAACAAAUCCUGUUGUAACACUGGACAAGGUCCUUGAAAAAAACCAGUCUUCUCCACAUGUUGUUCAUAUUGCAGUGAUCUAUGUGUGCCCUUGUAGCUGCAAAGACCUAGAAAAGAGAUGGCCAGUGGCCCAAAUCUAGCCAGCACAUUUCCCUUGCUCCCUGGCAGCACUAGAGUUGGGAUAAAACCUGCAGUGACUUCAGCACAAGCCCCUGUUUCAUCUGAUUAGAAGCCUUUGGGGAUGCAGAAAGGGCCCGCCAAUACAGAUGUGAGAGCUAUUGCUUUCCUGUGUCAUUGCACUGUGGUUGAAAUUCACUGCUUGGUCUGUUCAGAAGGAAAAUAGGGAAAGCUAGGAAACAGUAGAGAGAAGGCAAAAUGUGGUGGGCAAAUGAGCAGACAGCCUCUAAUUGGAACAGCAUUUUCCCCCUAAAGGUCUACUCCAAUCUACCUGAAGACUUUGUCCAAACCUCCCUCUGACAGGGCAUUUCCAGUGCAGACUGAGAACCUUCUGUAUCCUAGGAGACAUGUCUUGGCCACUGACUGUAAUUACACCUAGGGUCAAUCUCCUGCUGCUGACUGAGUUUGACACCUUGGGGCCACAGCCGAACUAAUCAAAACAAACCUACAUGAUGGUAAUUGGACUGGCAAACUACUGUUCCUCUACUGUGCAGUGUACAGUUCGAGUUUUGAAUGUGCAGUCUAAGAAAAAAUAUUUUUUUUCAAAAGACA
Myiozetetes cayanensis is the source of this 4927-nucleotide messenger RNA. It is a transcript of the gene CCDC177, whose product is annotated as coiled-coil domain containing 177. The record is from RefSeq and is a predicted model, not a curated record. Bases 103 to 2007 code for a protein of 634 amino acids. The transcript has 2 exons. Lineage: Eukaryota; Metazoa; Chordata; Aves; Passeriformes; Tyrannidae.